GUUCGAAGUUGAUGGUAUUGAAAACUUGUAGUGAUCUCGUUUUGUUGGGGAUCUCGGAAGUCAAACAACUAUUGAACUCUAGCGACCUUUCAAACAGUACGUCUCUGCUCGUCGACUGUGUCCAAUUCUUCAUCGACGUCGAAAAAAAUCAUUUCUGUGAUGCAGAGAAUAAUCGAUUGAUUACUUCUCGUGUUCUACAGCAGCUGAUGACAAAGAUAUCGACCCCACAACUAAUGGAACUUGUUUUUAAUCUUGGCUUAUCUACACUUUCUGACAUCAAGCGAUUCCCUCUCUGCAUUGACUGGUAUCGUAAUGCUUGUCAACUCUUUUUUCAGCAAGACUUCGUCCAUUUGGUUAACUCCGUGGGAGAUGUAGUAAAGAAGAUUUUUGAUUGCCUUUUGUGGCUGAACGACGAACUUUGCUGGGAAAGCUUUAAAGUUCAAAUUUGUAAAUCCUUUCCUUCUGAGGAAGGAAAUCUUUUUGUGCACUUUGUAAUCAGCAAUGAAGCCCUUCAAGAAACUCUUGUGGGAGCCCCUCUUGGUCUAAACGCUUUUAAUCGCAUCUUGGAUCACUGGAUAGAAGAGUCAAGUCCGAAAAAGAAUCCACCAGCUGUCGACUGGAGUAUGCCCCAAACUUCAUUUCCUGCCUGUCCCGAAGUAGAAACAUGUCUUCGUUCGUCGGAAGAAAGUAUGACCUAUUCAAAAUUUCGUGGCAUCAAAGAAGCUCGUCAGUUAGGCAAAUUACUCGACAAAUCAGGACCAAAAAAUAGAGUCAGUGUUCAUUCAUCCGUUGGCGGACUUGGAAAAAAUGCAUUUUACGAAAUAGAGAAGAAAACUUGUGAUGAUGAAAUCUUGAAAACAUUUCAUGCCAGACAAUCGGAGCUAUGGCAAGUGGAAAAGUUGCGCAUUGACCUACAAGAACGCGUCAAAUCAAUCAGUAAGACAGAAAUACAACUCCCGCUGCCUGUUGAUUUCAGUUUAGCUGUUUUACCGACGAUGCCUACUGAUCACAUCACAUCACACUUCACAGAAAUCCUGCCCAUGAAUAUGCAGAACGAGAUGGGCAUUCCGAAUAUCAAGGUCGAAAAUGAAAAGGCUAGUGGGUGUCUUAUUUUGUCUGCCGAGUCUGAGUUGUUCCCAUCCGCCAGCGCAACUGACGUCGCCACUGAACAUAUUCAGGAAGAGAAAAGUGAAGAAAAUCACGACUAUCCUCCUUUGACGCCACCGAACGAAGCACCGUCGAGUGACUCGAUUUCCUGUGGCAUAUUUCCUGAUGCAGGUCCUUCUAUUGAUUUUCAGGAUGGACACAUGGUUUCCGUCGGUGACAUACACCAGAAAAGUAGCUCAGAGUCCAUUCAUUCAUUGCCAACUUACCUGCCUUCGGUCGCUGCCUUAAAGGAAGCUGCUAAGAAAGCUCGUGACUGGAACAGCCUUCUAGAGGUUUUACAGAAGUUGGAGUACAGCCCUUAUCUUGAGGCGCUUGAAAGCUGGAUGUCCAAAGCCAAACCGAUUGCGAUAAGAUUGGAUUCGCUUGACGAACUCGAAAAUCAGAUCGCCGCUGCCCACGCCUGGCGCGAAAGAACUGCAAAAACAUUUUUACGAAAGAACUCAUAUUAUUCCCUGAUCGAAGUCCUUUCCCCGAAACUCGACGUAUUAGUUGAAUCACGUUUCCGACGCCGUCGACCCAAAGAAGAUCCCUUCAACCCAAUCAACGUGACUCACGUAAUCACCCUUGAGGCAGAGAAGAAGGAAGAUCCUCGACUGAUCGUUGAAUCUUUCAAAGAGAGUGAAAACAACGAAUUAACUAGCUUCAAGCGUAUCCGAGUUCAAAACAUUCAAAAAAAAGUCCAUGAUGAUCAAGGCCUUGCUCAUUACUGUAUAUGCCAAGGCAAAGCCCAGGGAGGCAUGAUCGAAUGCGCACUCUGCAAAGAAUGGUUCCAUCUUUCGUGUUUAAGGGGAGCGAAGCAACAAGGUCCAGGGGCCAAAAACAAGACAAAUGGUGAAGACAAUGCGAUCAGCGGAAUCAAAGAUGGCCGUUACCUCUGUGGCUAUUGUUGUCGUUCGAGACGGCCUCGUCUUGAAACGAUCCUCUCGUUGCUGGAGUCUUUACAAAAACUUCCCGUUCGAUUACACGAGGGUGAAGCUCUUCAGUGUCUCACCGAGAGGGCCAUGAACUGGCAGGAUCGAGCUCGUCAGCUGCUAUCUACUGAAGAGUUAACAGCAUGUCUGUCUCAGUUAUCUACCAUGUUGCAACGUGCUACUGACGCUUCUUCUCAGAAGAAAAUGGAUAGUAAGACUGGAUCAAAUGAGCUUCAAAAAUUGUCGGUGAGCGGAGAGCACCGCGAUUUCUUCAGUGGCAGCGAAGAGUCAUAGGACAGCGAAUGUACAGCUAGAGACAGCAUUCCAGAAGUUGGCGAACAA
Molecule: messenger RNA, 2420 nt
Organism: Daphnia pulicaria
Lineage: Eukaryota; Metazoa; Arthropoda; Branchiopoda; Diplostraca; Daphniidae
Exons: 6
Coding region: 12-2372 (786 amino acids)
Source: RefSeq, a predicted model, not a curated record